This is a messenger RNA of Malania oleifera, 2296 nucleotides long. RefSeq names its product cyclin-SDS. Gene Ontology annotation, cellular component: cyclin-dependent protein kinase holoenzyme complex; cytoplasm; nucleus. Gene Ontology annotation, biological process: mitotic cell cycle phase transition; regulation of cyclin-dependent protein serine/threonine kinase activity. The coding region runs from base 93 to 2036 and encodes 647 amino acids. The transcript has 7 exons. Gene Ontology annotation, molecular function: cyclin-dependent protein serine/threonine kinase regulator activity. Lineage: Eukaryota; Viridiplantae; Streptophyta; Magnoliopsida; Santalales; Ximeniaceae. The record is from RefSeq and is a predicted model, not a curated record.
UUCAUCCAGUUCACAGUUCUCUCUCUCUCUUUCUCUGAUCUGAGAGUUUCUUCACGCGAUCAAACCCUAACUCUGCUAGAACGAUAGCAGAGAUGAAGAUCAAGUCAAGUCGAAACAGGCGGAAAGCACAGCCUAUAGUUCCAUACUCCAAGAAGCCCCGAUCGAAGCUUCCUCGCCGGCGACGUUCUCAGAUUUGUCCAAAUCUCUGUACAUCUUUGAUUUCAAUCGAUUCGGAUAGGAAGACUAGUUCAUCCGCAUUUCGUUCUUUUCCACUGGAUUCCAGGUGUUCUUCGCACUGUCUGGCCGAAGCAUCCUGCAAUUCGAAUAUCGUCUCAGUCGUACCAGAUGACUUGAAUGUUAAGCAUCAAAGGAAGAGAGCUCUUGAUGAGAUCGCACCUUCCGGAGAUGCCGCUCGAGACGGUGAGUUUCGAAGAGUUACGAGAAAGUAUUGUAGACGGAAGGAGAAUGAGAGAAAAUGUGUUAAAGAUCUUGAUGUGGAAGCGUCUGAAUCAUCUUGCGUAGAGUCAUGUUCUGGAGCAGAGUGGAGAGGUUUCGAACAGGGGAAUUCGAAGGAGAGGAACACGGCCAGUAAAAUAGCUCAAAAUCUGAAGAGAAAAGAAGUAACGGAUGAUUCGGAAGCAAUCUCGCGGUCCGAGAUCUCUUGCGUCGAGCAGUUUCUGACGGCAAACGAGAAAAAAUUCUCAGAAUUUUCUGAGAAAAUUUUGGAGUCCACGUCGGAAAGAGCUCGGAAAACUGACAAUUCGUCAAAAACGGAAAAGAAUAAAGACAAUUCGGUCACAUCAGGGAUAGAAUUGUCCUCUGAAACAAAUUUUCAAAAUGCUUGUUCAUCGAUCGGUGAAUUGGAACCGGAUAGCAAAGCAACCGGAGACGGUGAAAACGGAGCUUCAGAUGCCAAGUUAUCUAAAAAUUCACGAAAUUCUGUUGAUCUGGAUUUCACUAUUUCGAAGGAAGAAUCAACUGCAGAACAGAGCUCAAAUAAUUCAGGCUGCGACAACGAUCUCGUUUGUACGGAACACCUCUCUUCUGACGACUUUCCCGACUACAUGUCCAGCCUCGAGACGACGUUUGCAGAUAUUUUCCCGGGAAGUUCAGAGAUAAAUUUCUCAGAUUACACUCCAUCGAUAUGGUUAGAAUCUGAAAGCCAGUUUUCAGAGAGGUCACAGGGAGAUUCGACGCCAUCGCCUACUUUCUCGUUGUUUCUUCAGUACAGUCAGCAAUUUUCCAGAGCGAGCUCUUCUCUGCACACCGGAGUUUCUUCAUCCGUUGAAAACGAAUAUAAAGAUGACUUUACAUUGCUGAGGUUCGAGAGGGAUGAAGAUGAAGAGAGCUACCAGAGGUUCAGAAACAGAGAAAGAAGAAUGGCGUUUCUCCACAACUACGCCGAGGACUACCGCUGCACGACUGAAUACGGCGAUCUCAUCCUCCAGCAACGGUUAGAGAUGGUCCACUGGAUAGUUGAGCAAUCUGCUACAAAGGAGCUUCAGAAUGAGACAAUGUUCCUUAGUGUAAACCUCCUCGACCGGUUCUUAAGCAAAGGAAUCUUCAAAAGCGAGAGAAUUCUUCAAAUUGUAGGAAUAGCAUGUCUUGCCCUGGCGACUAGGAUCGAAGAAAAUCAGCCUCUAAAUAGCGUUCGGCAAAAGACAUUCCGCAUAGGGAGCAACAUAUACAGCAGAUGUGAAGUGGUAGCCAUGGAAUGGCUUGUUCAGGAGGUCCUCAGCUUCCAGUGCUUCUUGCCCACCAUCUACAACUUCCUAUGGUUUUAUCUAAAAGCUGCAAGAGCUAGUGCAGAGGUGGAGAAGAUGGCCAAGUACCUGGCAGUGCUGGCACUGCUGGAUCAUGAUCAGCUGUGCUUCUGGCCCUCAACUGUAGCAGCUGGGCUGGUCAUCCUCGCUGCCCUGGCAGCCAAUCAAGAUGCAUCCUGCCAAUGGGUCAUGGAGACUCAUGUCAGAACAAAAGAUGAUGAUCUCCCAGAAUGCAUAAAGAGUUUGGAGUGGUUGGUUAAGUACGUGCGCUAGUUGCCAAAGGUGGCAGACAUCUGGAUCUCUUGUUCAUUAGUAAUUUCUUCCUGCUCGUUACAGAUCGAGACGCGGAAGGUCAUAAAAGCAAAGCCCGAUUACUAUGGUAAAACACGAACCCUGGCCCUUUCCAUUCCUUUCCUUGUAAGAGUAUAGGAAUUAAUCCUAGCUUGUUGUAAACUGUGAUAGUAGAAGAAAGAAUUGAUCCUAGCUUGUACCCAAUUUCAAUAACUCACCCAAACUUAGUUUGUUAACAAAAA